UAAUACUCCAAAGAGAAAAGGCCCCUCCAGAGAGCUCAUAACCCAAUCUCUCAUCUUCCUCGAUUCAAUACUUAUCUCUCCUCCUCUCAAUCAGAAACUUGAUCUACACAAACCGAUUCCACAUGAAACGCAGUGCUUCAAACUCAGUCACAAACAGUGAUGUGAGUAACAAGAAGAUGAAGACCACAGGGGAAGAAGAAGGAUCAGAAAUCGGAUUCGCCAACUUAGACGAGAAUCUAAUCUACGAGGUGUUGAAGCACGUGGACGCGAGGACCUUAGCAGCGUCAUCUUGCGUGAGCAAGAUCUGGCACAGGACGGCACAAGACGAGCGUCUGUGGGAGCUGAUCUGCACGCGUCACUGGGCCAACAUCGGCUGCAGCCAGAACCAGCUCAGGUUCGUCGUCUUGGCGCUCGGCGGCUUCAAACAGCUCCACUCGCUCUACCUCUGGCCUCUCUCGAGUCCGAAUCAGCACGGUAGAUUGGGAAAAGACGAACUGAAACUCUCCCUUUCUCUCCUCUCGAUUCGGUACUACGAGAAGAUGAAUUUCGUUAAGAGACUCCCCUGAGUCCCAAGUAAUUUACUUCGGAUCUAGUUUUCGAGCAUCUUUCUUUAGGUUCUUGUAAUAACUACGCGAGAUGUGUGAUUUGUACUUGUUGUUGUUUAAGCUGGUUCUGAUAUGUUAAAUGGGUGUUUCAUCUUUUCGGUAAAAUACUAUUUGGAAUAUUGUUGUAUUGAUAAAGUUUAUAAAUUAAACCUUGCAAAAUCA
Messenger RNA from Raphanus sativus (radish), 767 nucleotides. Its product is annotated as F-box protein GID2. NCBI's taxonomy places the organism in Eukaryota, Viridiplantae, Streptophyta, Magnoliopsida, Brassicales, Brassicaceae. Gene Ontology annotation, molecular function: protein binding. The record is from RefSeq and is a predicted model, not a curated record. Bases 123 to 566 code for a protein of 147 amino acids. The transcript has a single exon. Gene Ontology annotation, cellular component: SCF ubiquitin ligase complex. Gene Ontology annotation, biological process: regulation of gibberellic acid mediated signaling pathway.